UUUAGGAGAAAGCACAUGAGUUCGAGCACCACCAAUACCCCAGUCCUCUAUUGAUGAGCAAGAAACUAGAUACCUUAUAAAAACAGUGCACUGGUAUCGCACAGAUUUAGUUUUCUGUGUUGCUAGGUAAUCAGCUGUGUACCUAAUCACGUGAUUAUGGCUUCUAGCAGUAGUGAUGUAGUUCCUGAGGAGGUGGAGUACCCAACUUUCACUAAAGCGUGGGAGUUUUCAGAUUUAGUGUUGGUCGCGUGUGAGAAGAAGUUUCAUGUUCACAAGGCGGUUAUAUCAAUGUGGAGCCCCACGUUAAAGUGUCAGAUACUAGCACUAGGAGACAAGACUGAGCUAGAGGUAGAAGGGUGCGACAAGCUGUCUGGAGAUGAUUUCUUACAGUUAUUACAGACGAUAUACCCACCCAACAAGCACAUCAGUGAGUUGAAUGUUGAUAAGUUAGUAACAUUAGCUAACCAGUUCAACAUGUUCGAACUGUUGCGGAGGUGCGAGGAUUUCCUUAUCAAGAACAAGACACCUACCCUUAUAUUAUUGGUGUUCGCUCAAGAUCAGAACCUCACUAAGUUACUGGCUAAAUGUAUAGACUACUGCAGUAAACAGUCUAUAGAGGAGUUGAAGAAGACUAUGAACUUUGACAAGAUUGCUCCUCAAAACUUGUGUAAUUUACUGGAAGUGAGAUGUCUGAAGAUGGAGAAGAAGUUGAAGAGGAGUGAGAUGCGGAGUUGGGAGCUAACCUGCACGCUGCGCGCUAUCUACGAGAGCUGGAAUAAGAAGGAGGGGGCGUGCGUUACUCACAGACGAAAUGGAAUGCACCAAGAGAACUGUAACGAUUGUCUCCAUGCUAUCAGGAGGCAGAUUGAUAAACUGUGCGAACUAGCUCUCGACAAUCCCUCCGAUCAAUCGGACUGAACUAAUUCCUGACAAAGUCACGUGUCAAGACCACGUGACUGAUACAUCAUGUGAUAUUAUUGACUGGUUUUGCAUCGUUAAGAUGUUUUAUUUAUCGUGUUUUAAAUAAAUGAUGAUGAAUUGUUUUCUACAUAUUUGAUCGGUGUUGGGAUCCUAUUUUAUAUAACCGUCACUAUAACUAGUCACUAUAAUACGUUUUGUUUUAGAUCUGAAUACAUGAGAUAUUGUGAACUAAUUAACUAAUCAGGUUAAUUAAUUAACUAAUUAGGUUAAAGCAUUGAGUAAUGAUUGAUAAACAACUCAGAAUGAGUCGGAACCUCUGUCACAUGGCCAUUUCUAUAACCUCAAAAAUAGAAAACUUAGUCGUCUGUUAUUUAAAUCUAUCGGCUUUACAAAACAUAUUACAAAUUUGGCUGUCACUUUCCUGUCAUUUUUAAAUUAGAUUUUUAAAAUCUGAAUUCUGAGCAUAUCAGAUGGGUAAAAGUUUUUACAUUAUUUUAUUUAUUUCAUAUUUUCUUUUUCUUGCUAUGUAGUUUACGGACUUUAUUAAAUUAUUCUAUUUUUAGGCUGUAAGUUUAUAUCUUUUAUCUUCCACAGAUAUAACAAAUUAUACUCGAGAAUUUUCCGUUAUUCACA
Molecule: messenger RNA, 1554 nt
Organism: Bolinopsis microptera
Lineage: Eukaryota; Metazoa; Ctenophora; Tentaculata; Lobata; Bolinopsidae
Product: BTB and MATH domain-containing protein 38-like
Exons: 6
Coding region: 157-918 (253 amino acids)
Molecular function (GO): protein binding
Source: RefSeq, a predicted model, not a curated record